Eleginops maclovinus (Patagonian blennie) is the source of this 627-nucleotide messenger RNA. It is a transcript of the gene saa, whose product is annotated as serum amyloid A. The coding region runs from base 223 to 588 and encodes 121 amino acids. The record is from RefSeq and is a predicted model, not a curated record. The transcript has 4 exons. Gene Ontology annotation, cellular component: extracellular region. NCBI's taxonomy places the organism in Eukaryota, Metazoa, Chordata, Actinopteri, Perciformes, Eleginopidae.
CUGUGUGUAGUUGUGCAAUUAGGGAAUAUCCUCACUGUGUUUUUUAGAUAUUUCUUAUCUCAAACUGGACCACACAUGGUCAGAAAUGUCCAUUAUUGAGAAAUCCUACCACCCAACUUAAUAUAAGUAGAGUCAAAUCAGUACUACUAUUCACUGGUAAGAUACUUUACGAUCUGUUAAGACUACUAAACACUCUACAGGAACGGCAAAACAUCUAGAACCAUGAAGUUGCUUCUAGCAGGAAUUGCUCUGUUCCUAAUUGUGGAAACCAAUGCACAGUGGUACAUGUUUCCUAAAGAAGCUGUUCAAGGAAGUCGUGAUAUGUGGCGAGCAUACAGUGAUAUGAGGGAGGCCAACUGGAAAGACUCAGACAAAUAUUUUCAUGCUAGAGGAAACGCUGAUGCUGCCAGAAGAGGAGAAGGAGGCAAAUGGGCAGCUGAGGUGAUCAGUAAUGGCAGAGAGUGGGUGCAGGAAAGAAUGGGUCAUGGUGCUGAAGACACUGCUGCUGAUCAAAGGGCAAAUGAGCAUGGACGCAACGGAGGAGAUCCCAACGUUUACAGGCCAGCGGGACUUCCUCAAGAGUAUUAAUCUGAAAGCCAUGAGGAUGAAUAAAAGAAUGAAAUUAUA